Microthlaspi erraticum is the source of this 720-nucleotide messenger RNA. The record is from the annotation of a GenBank genome assembly. NCBI's taxonomy places the organism in Eukaryota, Viridiplantae, Streptophyta, Magnoliopsida, Brassicales, Brassicaceae.
AUGCAACAGGAACCCACCUCGGACAUAAAUUGGAACGCAGAAAUAUGGUUUAGGAAGAUACCUCCGAAACUCCAGAUGUUUCUCUGGAAAUUGGCGCUUGGUAGCAGCCUACAAGCUAGAGGCCUAUAUACAGGAUCGGAUGUCGUCACUGGAGCAAGGAACCAUCUGCUGUUUGAAAACCGGUCUUUCAAACCAUCAGAAAUCAUUACAAAGGCCUGUGCGGAUGCUCGCGAAUGGCAACAAGAUCAGAAUUCUAAACCUACUACGACCACUGGGAAACCUCGCUAUGUCCCAUCCCACACGGACCCGGAAGCCAUUGUCCUCUACACAGAUGCAGCGUGGAACCAGGACAACAAAUGUGCCGGAACAAGAUGGAUCGCAAAAGAUAAACGGAAUCAAAUCAUCGGACAGGGAGGAAGAGGAGAGGCUUUCGUCCUAUCUCCUCUCGCAGCGGAAAUGAUUGCUGUCAGUGAAGCCCUACACCAAGCAGAGAUCUCUGGCUGGAAUUCGAUUCGCCUCCGAUCUGACUCUAAAACGCUCAUCCGAGCCAUGCAAUCAGGAGAACAAAUUACUGAAAUCUUCGGUAUCCUUCACGAUAUCUUCAUCUUGUCAAAAGUAUUUGUUUCAAUCUCCUUCAAUUUCACACCGAGAUCGGACAAUUUUAUUGCCGAUGCUCUCGCAAAGAAAUGCCUUCAGGAUAUCAUCUCCUUGUAUUUGUGA